Molecule: messenger RNA, 1587 nt
Organism: Aspergillus novofumigatus IBT 16806
Lineage: Eukaryota; Fungi; Ascomycota; Eurotiomycetes; Eurotiales; Aspergillaceae
Product: putative Golgi matrix protein
Exons: 7
Coding region: 1-1587 (528 amino acids)
Biological process (GO): endoplasmic reticulum to Golgi vesicle-mediated transport; Golgi organization
Cellular component (GO): Golgi apparatus
Molecular function (GO): small GTPase binding
Source: RefSeq, a predicted model, not a curated record
AUGCCCGAAGCAGCCGUCAAGUCGAAAAAGAGCAAGAAGAACAAGGGCACUGCAAAAAACAAGGAAGCCCAUGUCAAGGUCAAGGACGGAGAAGAAGAAGGGCCUUCGAGUGAACAAAUUGAUAAUCUCUCUGACACCCAGGGAGCCGAUGACUCCCAGCCACCUACGAUAGCUCAGGCUACACCUGUUGGGGCUUCUCUAAGAAAUAAAAUCGAGUACAACCAAUCGAAAGGAUCUGCGGAUCCGAAAUUCCAUGAUGAUGAUGCACACGGCAAAGAAAUUGAAGAUCCGGGGUCACCCUCGUCGGACCGGUUUGACGCUCUUGUUCGAGAUCGAGACUCUCUCCGCGCCGAAGUCAUAGACAUGCGCAAAUCUUUGGAGGAAAUACAGCUCAAACACAGCGCAGAGAUGGAAGCUCUUCAACAGAAAUUGGACGAUGCCGAAACCAAGAAGGAGCACGCAGAGACACAAUUUCAGAAGCUCCUGGAAAGAGUGAACACCAUCAAAGCGCAGCUGGGCGAAAGGCUCAAAGAAGAUGCUGAAGAAAUUGCGCAAGCCAACUCCAAGAUCGAGGAGCUCGAGCAACAGAAUUCAAGCUUGAGAGAUACCUUGGACGCGAAAAACUCGGAGCUGGCAGAACUCACCCAAGAUAACGAGCAGAAGUCAAAUGAAAUCGCUACACUGAGAAGUCGAAGUAACCUGUCCCAGCAGAAUUGGUUAAAAGAAAAGGAGGAGCUUUUGGAACAAGAAUCAUAUCUGCAGUCCGAGUUCGAGCAAGCAAAAGAAGCCAUGCAUAACUGGGAAAUACUCGCUAUGGAGGAGCGAUCCAUAAGAGAGAGCCUCGGUGAAAAGGUCAUCGACCUUGAAGAGCAGCUGGUUGCUCUUAAGGACUCGUACGAGAAAGUCGCUUCCGAGCGUGAUUCUCAGAUAGCCACCGUGGACGGUUUACAACGUGCUUUGCAAGAGAUUCAAUCAGCUCGGAAACAAGAGCUCCGUGACCUCGUAGAAAGCUCGAACACUCAGCUUGAGGAGCUAAGGCGGGCUCUCCAAGGCGCCGAGACGAAAGCUUGUGAGGCCGAGGAAGCUCUUCAGGCUGCCCAGAAGGAGCUUGAAAGGGUAAAACCGUUUGAAAAAGAAGUUAAGGAGAAGAAUCUCCUGAUCGGGAAGUUAAGACACGAGGCUGUGACACUGAACGACCAUCUCACCAAAGCCUUACGAUUCCUCAAAAAAGGCAGAGCUGAGGAUAAUGUCGAUAGGCACAUCGUUACAAAUCAUUUGUUGCACUUUCUCGCCCUUGAUCGAUCAGAUCCGAAGAAGUUUCAAAUACUGCAGCUUAUCGCAGCUCUCCUGGGGUGGACGGACGAGCAGCGCGAGCAAGCAGGCCUUGCACGCCCAGGAACAUCAAGUACCGCCGGCAAGCUCAAAAUACCGAGUAUAUCCAUGCACCGUACACCCAGCACACCUACCUUAGCCACAGAUUUCCUGGACCACGGGAACCCGAGCAAAGAGUCUCUGGCCGAACUCUGGUCCAAUUUCCUAGAGCAGGAGUCACAGGCUAGUGGGAAUCUAGAAUCGCCGAAACCCUGA